CCCGGCGCCUUGCAUACCCGCGGGGCCUCCUAGCCAUGGUGCAGUGUACACCUGCGCCCUCCUCAGUAGUGGGCUUCCCGACAUCUCCAUCGCGGUUCGCCCCUCUCGCUACUGGAGUUGAGGCAUCGCAGGACUCGACAGAGUGUACUCAGCCCUCUGUCGCAGUACCCUUUGCGCCUCCGCAGACCACCGUCUCCCCUCCUUCCCUGCCGCGACUACCGACGCAUCGAGCCAUUCGCUCAGCCCGUUGCAGCGAGCAGCUCGCUACUCGCGAGGACGUCGUGUCCUCUCUUCUGGACUUGAGCAUGCUCCAGGCUCGUCAGGAGCGACUCACCCUCCAUGUCGCUGCACUGCGUCGCCUUCUCGCCAUCCUCUCUGACCCUGAUCGCACCCUCCCGAUCAUCCCCGUACGACUCGGGACCUCCACGAGGGUGUACUCAUCGCUGUGGGAUUCCGGUUCUCAGGGCGAUUUCAUUCACCCACGCGUGGUGAAGGAAUCCCGCUUACCCACGAUAGGGUCUCCGACUCCCAUCUCCGUUACCCUAGGGGAUGACAGGACCCAGCGCUUCUUCGAUCAGACGGUCACCGACCUCCCCUUCUUCCUCACUCUCGAGCCGACUGAUCGUUCCUCUGCACAUUUCGAUGUGAUGGAGACGGGGUACGACUUCAUUCUCGGCACUCCGUGGUCUCGUCGGUUCCGCAGCACUGAGGCCGAUUGGGCGACCAACACUCUCGUUCUCAAAUCGAAGUGUGGACAGACGUAUCGCGUACCUUUCAUAGGUACCACGGCGACAACACACCCCGAUCCUCCUCCCCCGGAGCCUUCAGUGCCCACACCAUCUCCCUCUAUCACUGUCACCUCGCCUCGGCAGUUCGCUUACUUCAUUCGACAGGACGACGUCACCUUCUUUAUGGUGGACGUGACGGAUUUCUUACACUAUGAUCCACCCUGUCCCGACGCCGAGCUCAUCCCUCUGGAGCCAGAUCCUCCCUCUAUCUCCAUGGCUCCCAUCUCUACUUCCGUCCCUCCGCCGUCCAUCAAGUCCACCCCGCCGUCGCGCGCUGACGCUGACGCUGAGGAACUCGCACGAUAUACGGCUGACUUGGAGCCCRCMGUUCGUGACCUCAUCCGAGAGUACCACGACGUUUUCCCAUCGUCGUUCUCGUACGCCGGCAUCCCACCGAUGCGUGACGUCGAGCACUCCAUUCAGCUCGUGCCUGACUAUCGUGUUCACCACCAGGCACCCUACAGACUCUCGAUCCCCGAGGCCACCGAACUCAAGCAUCAGCUUGAGGAGCUCCUGAGAGUGGGUUUCAUUAAAUCCAACAACUCCUCGUGGGGUGCACUCGUCCUCUUUGCUCGCAAAGCGGAUGAAACUCUUCGUCUCUUCAUCGACUACCGCGGCCUCAACCGCUACACGGUUAAGAACAGCUACCCCAUGCCUCGUUCCCAUGAGCUGUUCGACCGCCUAGCAGGCAACCGCUUCUUUACGAAGAUUGAUCUUCGUAGCGGUUACCAUCWGAUCCGCGUCGCUGMAGYYGACCAGCCGAAGACCGCGUUCCGAUCGCGAUUCGGCCACUACGAGUUCACGGUGAUGCCAUUCKGCCUCACCAACGCACCCGCUACCUUCCAGAKGGCGAUGAACGACAUCUUCAGGGACACCCUGGAGCAGUACGUUCUCGUCUACCUCGACGAUAUCCUGGUCUAUAGUCGUACCCUUGAGGAGCACCUUAGACACCUCUGCGACGUACUUGACCGCUUGCGCAGACAUGGCUUCUACGCCAAGCUAAGCAAGUGCCGCUUUGCCCAGCACAAAGUGGACUUCUUAGGACAUUACGUGUCUGACCAGGGUCUCCACAUGGACGACACGAAGAUCACUGCUAUUGCGGAGUGGCCCGCUCCCACAUCCGCCAAGCAGCUUCGCAGCUUCCUAGGCCUGACCAACUACUAUAGUAAUUUCAUCCGGGGAUACGCUAGGUAUUCCUACGUCCUUACCUCCACCCUCCUCMGGAAGAACCCACCCUGGGYUUGGACACCCCUCCACGAGGACGCCUUCCGCGCCCUCAAGAAGGCGGUGACAUGCGCACCGGUUCUUCACCUACCCGAUUUUGAUCGCCCUUUUAUCCUUACCACCGAUGCAUCAAACUUUGUUGUAGGAGCAGUGCUUUCUCAGGUCUUCCCUUCCUCUCCUGAUUCCUCUCAUCCUCGUAUCCCUCGCUUCCCUCCCCCUACCACUGCUUCUCGACUGACGCCUACUCGUCCAGCUACUGACGAGCCUUCUAUUGACUAUUCUCCUACCAUCGCCGAGGACGGCACGGUCGAAUCUCGCUCAGGUGAUUGUCCGAUAGCCUUCUACUCCCGUCAGCUCUUGCCCGCCAAGAUAAACUACACUGCUGAUGAACGUGUGGUUCUCGCGGUAGUUUAUGCCGCUCGGCACUGGCGUCACUACCUGCAAGGGGCAACGUUCACGGUGCGUACGGACAACUCUGUUGUCCAUGCUUUUCUGACAAAACCGAAGCUCACUCCUCGACAAGCUCGCUGGUGGCGCGACCUAUCCGAGUUUAGUUUCACCACUGAGCACAUCAAGGGUGAGACUAAUCGGGUCGCAGAUGCCUUAUCCCGACGCCCUGACCACGACCAGGAGCAGAUCCAGCUCUCUUCCAUCUCGGUCACCAUCGUCCACCACUCGGUGAUCGACGAGUUUCGCACUCAGUACCGCCACUGCCCCGAGUAUCGCGAGAUCCACGCGACCCUUCAGAGUGGCAAGACCGUCCCGAACUACUCUCUCGGGGACAACGAUCUCGUGUACUGGCACGGUUCACAGGGCACCAGAGAGCCCCGUAUUUGCGUUCCCUCCACUGGACAGCUACGUGUCCGAGCAGUAGCAGAGUUCCAUGACCAGGCAACCGCCAGUCAUAUGGGCUUCCACAAGACGUUGGCUCGCGUCAGCCGCCUGUACGUCUGGCCGAAGCGCAAGGACUUUGUGAAGGACUACGUUGCAGAGUGUCCCACCUGUCRGGAGCCGAUUCUGGCGACGGCUCCACGAGGUAACGACACUCAGCUCCGCUUCUCCUCGUCUUACCAUCCUCAGACUGAUGGUCAGAUCGAGAUCACGAACAGAACUCUCGAAGAUAUUCUCCGAAAGAUUGUUCGUGACGACCAGCAGUGGGACCUUCAUCUUGCCCACGCGGAGAUAGCCUACAACCACGCCGUCUCGCCAGUCACGGGGAUGUCGCCUUACUAUUGCGACCUCGGCUAUCACCCUCGUGUUCCUGCGAACUUCCUUCAACCGUCACAAAUGCACCCCGACACGAACUGUCCCGCACUGGAUGAUUCGGUUGCACACAUGACGUCGAUCAUGAAGACCGCACAUGAGCACAUAGCCGCUUCCCAGACUCGCAUGGCAGCACGUGCGAACCGAUCGAGGAUGGACCACCCAUUCAAAGUCGGUGAUGAUGUGCUUAUCGAUGCCCGUCACUUACAGCUCGAAGCGGAUACGCUUCGCAAGUUUCGGCGUCGCUUCUUUGGUCCAUGCCGCAUCCUCCAGGCCGUCGGUUCUAAUACGGCUUCUAGCCCGGUCAGCUUCCGUGUGAAGCUGCCCGACGACCUACGCCAGACUCGUAUGCACGAUGUCUACCACGUCUCGUUAUUGCAUUUUUACCGCAAACAGUCUGAGCGUUUCGCCGGACGACCAUACGAGCGCCCUCCACCCAUCAUGGUGGACGGUCACGAGGAGUUCCUCGUUUCAGACAUCAUUGGUCGCCGAGUCACCGACGACAACCGUCCCCACGUCGAGUAUCUUGUAUGUUGGAAGGGUUACCCUGAUGAGGAGGCUACCUGGAAGCCUCUCGAGCACUUGCAGCACGCUCGCAUGUUGGUGCGUGCCUAUGACUGUGCUCGUCGGGCUGGGUUCAAUGCUCCUCCUGUGCCCACUAACCCUCCUCCUUCUUCUCCGGUUGAGGAGACGGCUGAAGUCGAGCCUGCUCCAUCUGAGGCAGACCUUCAGCAGCAGCCGGAUGCUUCUGAGCGUCCACAGCGCACUCGUGGUCGUCCUGCUCGAUACGACGAUUGACUCUGACUUAUCUUUCCACGUCUU
Molecule: messenger RNA, 4097 nt
Organism: Chara braunii
Lineage: Eukaryota; Viridiplantae; Streptophyta; Charophyceae; Charales; Characeae
Source: the annotation of a GenBank genome assembly